This is a messenger RNA of Acytostelium subglobosum LB1, 2922 nucleotides long. RefSeq lists its product as hypothetical. NCBI's taxonomy places the organism in Eukaryota, Evosea, Eumycetozoa, Acytosteliales, Acytosteliaceae. The coding region runs from base 1 to 2922 and encodes 973 amino acids. The transcript has 5 exons. The record is from RefSeq and is a predicted model, not a curated record.
AUGAUAAUGGUCAUUAUGUUCCUAGGAACAUUGACAUCACGUGUCCAAGGUCAACAACCAACAAUAUCAAAUGUUCUUUUGGGUACAAGUCAAAUACUUACAAUUAUGGGUACAAACUUUGCAAAGGAUGUCAAUAUAUAUGGAAUAAGAUACAACUCUUUGUUUUUCUCCUCAUCAACCUAUUUCACUGUGAAGCUCCAACAACCAUGGCUCAGCUCAAUGGUGAUGCAGGUCAACGUCACCAAUCAAUUGUCCAGUCCAUACACCUUUGCCACACCAUUCAAGUACACCUACCCCGACACUGUUAGCCCAGUCAACAUACCAUACUCUGGUGGAAAGAUCACUAUCACUGGAUCAUUCCUUGGCAGUGCCAGCACUCCAAGCACAGUCCUCCUGGCCAAUCCAUUAUCGGGUGUCAACACAACAUGUAGUAACAUCAACUACAUCAUCGAUCAGACCAAGAUUGAAUGUACGCCAGCGUCCAUCGAUCACGAGGAUAUACUUGGAGUGACGGUCAUCCAGCCUGGCAUCAAUCAAUUCGCAAACUCAAUCUCAGUUUCCACCAAAUUGUUUACUGUGACCAACAUUGAUCAAGAUAAUGACAAGAUACUCCUCACUGGAUUAUACUUUUACCUUUAUUAUAAUCUUGGAUUUGAAGUUACGAUUGGAAGUGGAAGUACCAAUGACAUUACAUGUAUAUCAGAUACACAAUGUUCAUUCUUCAUACCCAUCAACAUGACUGGUAAUGGCUCCUUCACCAUGAAGGCACUCAACACUCAAGCACAAGUCCAGAAACCUCCACCACUCUAUUGGGACCCUGUAUUCAGAUCACUAAAGUUUGUCGAAGGCGUUAAUUCAACAUUACCUGAUCAUUUAUUCCUUGGAACUCAAAUGCUUGAUGGAGUGACAUCGGCAUCAGUGGCAAUCAAUAAUCUGUUGGUGAUUUCUUCAACUGGAUCGGUCAAUCCAUUCGAUGUAAUACUUCCAAAAUUUGUUGGCACAGUAGUGUUCAACGUAUCCGGCUACACUGGACAUUAUACAACAUUCAAUUGGACAUAUCCUGCACCUAGGAUCAACACCACCACCAUUGAGUCUAUCGACAACGCACUCACAAUCUCAAUCUUUGGCAAAUACUUGAAUCAAGACGAUGUAACUGAUAUGGCACCUACUAUAGGAGGCAUUAUCCCUCUAUCAUCCAUUGUUCCAGGCAACUACACCUUCCUCCGGACAUUACUUCCAAAGAGUGCUCGCUCUGGAAACUUAACCGUAUCCAUCGGUGGACAACAUUCCUCUUUCAAGGUUACCAUUAACCCCAAUGUCACUCGCAUCACAUCACCACCAACUCCUGGAGGCUUGAUAACAAUCACAGGAUAUUAUUUAUCACCUUUAUCAUUUGAUAAUGAGGUUGUGUUGGAUAUUAAGAUCGCUGGAAGACAAUGCCACAACCCAACAAUGAUUGGAACUUCAUUCGAUCCUUACACAAUCACUUGUGUGGCACCAUUUGGAAGUGGAAACAAGUCAGUAGCCAUCUUCAACGGCAACUUGGGCGUCGCAUUCCCCGUUGUAUACCAGCCUCCAACCAUUGACACUGUGACAUCGACCAUCCUCGGCCAGUCUGGCACAGUAACCAUCACAGGUACAAACUUUGCCAACGUCAAUAUCUUCGUGACCAUCGGCAACACAUCCUGUAUCAGCCCAUCUGUGAACCCAGCCAACACACAGAUCAUAUGUUUGCUAAAGUCCCGUGGCAGUCCAGUCUCGCCCAUAAGAGUAGCUAGCAACAACCUUGCACCCAUCCCCAACCUCAACGACACAUCUUUGCCAGUGACCGUUACGAUCGACGGCCAAUCAGUCACCAAGUCCAAGUUCAUAUACAGUGCCAGUCCAGUCAACUGUAGCAACCCUUGUGAACAUGGUACAUGUGUGAAUGGCGUGUGCCAGUGUGACCUUGGCUACACUGGAGUCAACUGUACACUCAAGUUGGACGCCUCGACACCAGUCGAUGUGCCUCAGCCAAGCAAGAACUCGACAACCAUCGUGCUGGGAUCAAAGGCUCAAGAUGUAGCAUUCGACAUCAUCAUAGCAGGAAUACGCGAGAUCAGCUCAACUGAUGAGAUCAUCAAGUAUAUCAACAUGCGCGACACAGUCUGGAACUUGAUCAACACCACCGUGGACGCAGCCAAUAACACGCACAACUUAUACAACUCAUCAUUGAGUGGUGUUGUUGGAUUCACGAUCAUGGCAGAGAUGACAGUAUUCGCGACCGAUCAACAGUAUGACUUUGAGGGCGAUGUGUUCCAAGUAUCAAAGAACUCAAUCAAGUACAAGAUCACGUUGUCCAAGUGGCCAUUCACAGGCAACAACAACUACCUCCAGGUACUAUUCCAGUCCACAGCGACAUCAGCUGUACAGAACAAGCCAUGCGAUGGUAGUGAUCAAUCCAACAAUGUUGCUGGCAGCAGCACAUCGACCAACACCCAGAACUCAGUGCGUCUGAUGGAGAUCUAUCAAGGUGCUGGAGUACUGCGGGCAUUCUUCUCUGAUCGUCUGCUGGUUGAUGGUCGACUCACAUACAGCCAGGUGUCUCAAGUCAAUCAAUCUGACCCUGCAUUUGUGGACAUCAACAACGCAGCGACAUCCAACACGUCUUACGUCCUGGCCGCAAUCAGUGUUCCACAUUUCUCUGACAGUGCAGUGGUCGAUCCAAACUAUUCAUCAUUAUUGGUUGUGGACAACAACAAACCCCCAACAGGUAGUUGUGGAGGUAGUUCAUCCAAUGAUAGACCAUGGUUGAUACCAGUGAUCGUUGUUGCGUCAGUCAUUGGAGCAGUCAUCAUAGUACUAUCCAUUCUCAUGGUAAUCAAGAGGAACAGACUCAGACUGAUGAUGGCAUCCAUCAGGUUAAAGGAGAUGAGGAGGUAA